This is a messenger RNA of Penicillium salamii, 1014 nucleotides long. The record is from the annotation of a GenBank genome assembly. Lineage: Eukaryota; Fungi; Ascomycota; Eurotiomycetes; Eurotiales; Aspergillaceae.
AUGCCCAGAUGGGGUCACUAUGGUGUAACCGCUCAGCCCGAUCUGUAUGAACUACGCCCACAGCUUUUGUCCAUUGUCAAACCCAACACCCAACCCCAAACGUUCAACCGCUAUUUGAUAAGACAAUUUGUUAUGGCUGAACGUCUGUUGAAGAAGGAAUGUCUUCCUGCCGGCACACCAAGGUGUCAAUACCAUGGUAAAAUGCAAUGCCUUAGGACUAUCGAGGAUGUAUCUCAUACACAGUAUUCGUAUAUUAUCCUUGACGGGGUAGACAGUCGCACCUUCUAUAGGAAUUUUCGGAAGGGGCGACUGGGCCAUCUUGUGAAAUCAUGCCUGUUGCCCGAUGGGAUAAUUGUUCUCAAUAUCACAAUGGAGACACUUGUGCAUGCAGCUGCGCAGGCAGAGUUCAUGUCUAUGAUCCACAAUUGGUACAGAAACCAGACUGAAGUUCUGACCCAAUCCACGGGUAAUCUGCUUUGGCGAAACCCGCAUGGGAAGAAGCCCGACGGCGCAUGGAUGCCAGACAGCACCGAAACAUAUUGGCCAUCAGUGGUCGUGGAAAUUGGAUGGACUGAAGGACCAAAGAAACUGAGAAAAGACAUUGAAUUUUGGCUAGCAGGAGGAACCAAGGCCGCGAUUUCUCUGAAUAUCACCGCCACUGGUCGAAUGACGCUAGAUGCGUGGAGAAAAAAUGAGAAAGGCAAGGUCGAAUCAUACCAAAAGCUUCAUAUCAACGCACGCGGCUCAGUGACAGGGGAUUUUUCUAUCCCAUUCAACGCAUUCUACCUCCGAGAAAAACUUGAGACAGAGACAGAUCUCAAAGUUACACACCAGAUGUUUUCAGACCUAGCCAAACGAGUGCAGGUUGCAAUCGCAUCACAGCAAGCCGCGAAAGCCGCCGAGAGGGCCGCCGCGGACAACAUUCAAACCUUCUGUCCAAGAUGUCUUUUUCCGGAAAAGCGAGGUAGGUCUGGAUUCGCACACAGUGUCGAUUCCAGUCUGGACAUCCUGUGA